UCCAGUGGCGGGAUAUCUGAAAUUGGCGCUAAUAUUCUGAAAUUUUCAGAUCAUUUUUGAUGUUUUCCGAAAAGUUCAGACCAUAUUUGUUUGAUCCAAAUCCCUAACCCCAAAGUCCCACACGCACGGUCAGGGGGGAAGAAAAGGGAAGGGGAUAAGGAGAGCCUUAAUCGGCCCCUAUAAUAUAAUUCUACACCGGCGCGGCGCUGCUGGAUACUUCUGAUCAAUAGAACUGGGGUUUUUGAAUCAGAGACAUGGAUGGAGGAGAAAUAGAGAAUAUAAAGAGGUGGAUAGUGUUCUACCCAAUUUACAUAAACUCGAAGAAAACGGUGGCGGAAGGGAGGCGGAUAAGCCUCGCCAACGCAUGCGAAAAUCCCACGUUCACCGAGAUCGCCGACUGCUGCGCUCAUCUCAAGCUCCCUAAUGCUAUUGAGCUAGAUAAGGCUUAUCCGCGCGACUUCAUGCAAAGAGGGAGAGUGAGGGUAUUGCUGAAAAGGGAGGAUGGGACUCUCUGCAAUCCAGCCAUUUCUUCCAGGUGCUGGCCGAGCAUUUCUGCUGGUGGGGAUUUGAAAAUG
Molecule: messenger RNA, 575 nt
Organism: Corylus avellana
Lineage: Eukaryota; Viridiplantae; Streptophyta; Magnoliopsida; Fagales; Betulaceae
Product: signal recognition particle 19 kDa protein-like
Biological process (GO): SRP-dependent cotranslational protein targeting to membrane; SRP-dependent cotranslational protein targeting to membrane, signal sequence recognition
Cellular component (GO): signal recognition particle, endoplasmic reticulum targeting
Molecular function (GO): 7S RNA binding
Source: RefSeq, a predicted model, not a curated record